UAUAGUUUCGUUUCUCGGAGCCCAUUUUUGUUUCUGACUCUCGGGACAGCUGCAGACGGGGCGAUGGCGGCGCUGGAGUCCGAAGCGGGCCUGUCGGGGCUGGAGGAGGAUCUCACCUGCUCCAUCUGCCUCUGCCUCUUCAGCAGCCCCGUGACGGUGCCCUGCGGGCACAACUUCUGCGCCUCCUGCCUGGAGCUCAGCUGGGCCGGCCUCUCGGGGGGCUUCAGCUGCCCGCAGUGCCGGGCCACCUUCGCGGGCCGCCCGCAGCUGCAGAAGAACACGGUGCUGUGCCGGGUGGUGGAGCAGCUCCAGGGCCGCGCCGGGGCCAAGGGCGAGGAAGAGGAAAAUGAGGAUGGGGAUGGGGAUGGGGAGGCGGGGGGGUGCUGUGCGGAAGAGCCCCCCGUGCCCUGCGACAGCUGCCGGGAGGCGCCUGCCGUGCAGACCUGCCUGACCUGCACCGCCUCCUUCUGCGCCGAGCACCUGCGGCCGCACCGCGACAGCCCCGCGUUCCGCGACCACCAGCUCUGCCCGCCCCUGCGCGACCUGCAGCUGCGCAAGUGCCCCCAGCACAACAGGCUCUUCGAGUUCUUCUGCGGCAAGCACGGGGUCUGCAUCUGCUCCCUCUGCCUGCUCGGGCACAAGCUGUGCCCCACCAGCCCCUUGGAGCAGGCAAAAGCCGCUGCCCAGUCGGCACUGAAGAAAAAACUCGUGGAGCUGCAUAACCAGGGUGAAAGAACUGCCCGGGCAAUGAGCACGGUGAAAACAAACCAGAACCAAGCUGCUGAGACAGCUUCAAGAAAGAAGGAAUUGAUCAGAAAUGAGUUUUCAGAAAUAAAAGCUGUAAUUGAAACAAGAGAAAACGAGAUCAUGAAAGCAAUUACAGAGGAAGAAAAGAGAGUUUGGAAUAAGUUUGAUUAUAUUUACAGUGUUCUGGGAAAUAAGAAGAAUGAAGUUCAGUCUCUCAGAGAUCAGAUUGAGAUGGCACUGACUGAAAGUGAUGACGUUCUGUUUUUGAAGAGAGCAGCAGCACUGCAACAAACAUCAGCAAAAGAGGCUUUUGUUCCUGUAGUUGAAAUGGACCAAAAUGUGUUGCAUUCCACUUACCAGUCUGCCAUUAUGCUCAAAGACAUAGUGAAAAAUUCAGUGACUCAGAGUAGGGAGAAAAAAGAAGAAGCCAAACCUGUGAAAAUUAAGGCCCCUCCAGCAGCUCAUCCAAACAAACCCCAAGUUGGAAAAAAGGCUCACGGACCACACCAGACCCACAAAGAGAAAACGGUUCCCCAGGCUCAAAACACUUCUCAGGUCGAGACAGAUACCAAGGAGAAAAAGAAAGCGGCUAAAGUUGCACCAACCCCAGCACCAACCACCACAACUGCUGCUGCUAAAGAGCUCAUUGACAGCUUCCUGAAGAAACCCAGAGAGGAGCUCUUGCAGUAUGCUGCCAACAUCACGCUGGAUUACAACACAGCUCACAACACCGUGGUUCUGUCUGAGAACUACACCAGGAUGUCCAUCUCAGAUGCCUUUGUGGGUCACAAGUACCACCCUCAGCGCUUCACCGAUUACCGCCAGGUGCUGGGCUUCCAGUGCUUCAAGAGGGGCAUCCAUUACUGGGAGGUGCAGCUGCAGCAGGGCAGCUUCUGCGGCGUCGGCGUCUGCUACGGCAGCAUGGAGCGCCAGGGCCCCGAGAGCCGCCUGGGCAGGAACAGCAAGUCCUGGUGCGUGGAGUGGCUCAACUCCAAAAUAUCGUCCUGGCACAACGAUGUGGAAAAGUGCCUGCCCAACACAAAGGCUACCAAGAUCGGGGUGCUGCUCCACUGCGAGGGGGGCUUCGUGAUUUUCACGGCGGUGGGGGAGAAGAAUAACUUGAUCUAUAAAUUCAAAGCCCAGUUCACCGAAGCCUUGUACCCAGCCUUCUGGCUGUUUUCCAGUGAUGCCGUUCUCUCUCUGUGUCACAUGAAAGAGUAAGGUGUUGUAUCUCACUUUAGUUCAUUUACAGCACAGAUAAUCUGUCUCAAAGAUUCAUUGUUUGAUACAAAAAUUGUAAUCUCUUUUAAGCAGUAUAGGAAAUCUGCCAAUUCUUUGGUAUGAAUUGCUAAAGCCUUUAGAUAGUGAUUUAGCAAAAUGUUUUUGAUAGUAAAAACUAUAAUGGUUUGCAAAGGUCCUGAUUGCCCUAAAUCAAAGUUGUGAUGCAAAUCCUUGUUAAAUGUCUUCAGUGGCCCCUGUGGCUUCUGUGGUUUCCUGUAAAGGAGCAACAGAAUUAAUCUGUUCCACGGGUAACAAUAACCCUUUUGAGAAAGAAACGGGAAGAAUUUCUUGACAAAGUCAGGCUUUGAGGGAGGGGAGGUCUCACUGUUGCCUUUUUGCCCGUGCACAGACUGUUGUCCAUACAGGUGUUCAGUAUGUGACACCAGUGUGUGACUCCACCAGGUGCUACAGAAAGAGCUUUUGAAACCCAUGAGUUCAGGUUUUAUGGCUCUGAGUUACAAAACCCAUUAUGAUCUCAUCAGGAUGGAACCGCGGAGACUUUUAGAAUUGAUGGGAAAGAAAUGGUAUUAGAAUCACCAGGAAACAAAUGACAUCAGCUGAGGCACUGAGAAUACACCAGAGAGUUGUCAGGAAGACAUCCUGCAGAGCAGUGGUGUGCAUCCUGUGAUGAAGAUUGUGGGAUGAAACAUUGUGUCAUCUUCUGACCCAGAAAAUGCUUCACAUCUUCACACUGAAGGCUCUUCAGUGCUGGUUUUGGUGGGUUUUUUUGUGUGUGUGUGCUGAGGAGUUCAGGGGGUGCAUUCCUGCUCUCAGUCUCCUGUCAUAAAGCUUUUCCUCUUUAUGAGGUGGGAUAUUCUCUGCUGGUGUCUCUUUAGCUUAAAGAGUGUCUCCUGUCAUAAAGCUUUUCUUCUUUAUGAGGUGGGAUAUUCUCUGCUGGUGUAUCUUUUGUUGUUCAGGUGGUAGGAAUUGGAUUUCUUGCAUGUUUUUGGGACUCCAGUUUGAGGAGUCUCAAGACAGAGAUACCUGAUACCUGCAAAUUCCUGAAAAAUGCUGGUUCCUCUCGGCAUGAAACCUGUGGGCAGACAGGGUGAGUCUUUUGACAUACAGAGGAUUAGCACAAAGGAGCAUAUACAUCCAUUCCUCCUGGGAUGGAUUUUUAAUUCUCUUGGUGUUCUUUGGGGUUGUGGUAUGUCUUCAGAGCUUCGCACCAGGUACAGAGAAAUCUGUACGUCUUACUUAUAACUUUAAAACAAUCUGUAGGCAAUCAAGGUAUUUGGAUCUCAUAGUUAUUGGGCCUGUAUCUUGUUGGUGCCUCUGGACUUAGUGUGCCAGCUCUUAUUUCUUGUAGCCCAUGGGAAGCUCACACGAGAGCCUUCCUGGACUUUGAUUUGUAAGAUUCCCCUUACAGGACUUGGUGAAAUAGAACACAAAGCCACUGCUGGCACUUUGGCAGGGAAUUGCUAGAAGGCUUUAAAGAACCUCUGUGAACUACAUUCCACAUUAGCCAAAGUGCUUUGGAGAGAGGCUUUCAGGAAUUCAGGCUUGGUGUCUCUAUUUUUACUUGGUUUGUAAACUCUUGGUUCUUUGUCAAGGACAGCACAAGUCUCAUUUCUUCCCAUUUUUUGGUCAGAAUAGGAUAUGGAAUUGGUGGUGGAUCUGAAAGUGCCAUGGCUGUCUUUGGAGCAGUUCCACUCUCUCAAGGGUCUCCACUUUCCAAAGCAGUCAGCACUAAAACUCCCAUCCUGAGCAGAAUGCUGCAAAAGGUGCUGAAGUAGGCUGUGUCCUGCUGGGAGCCAACAAUGCGUGACAAACCAGGGUUUCUGCCCUUCCAGUUUUUCAGCAGUGAAAAAUAAGAGCAGUUCCCUCUGAGAAAUCCUUUUGCUGCUUGGCCGUGCCUCAGUGGCUGUAGAUCCACUCAGCAGGGUGCUGAAGGAGUACUCUGUCCCCUUGGUUGUGGGCAAAACUGUGCUCUGGCAGCCUGUGCAGUGGAGAAAAUCCCCAUCCUCUGUUCCUUGCUUCUUGACUUUAGAGAGGUGUCAGUACUGCGCUCUGAGUCUAUGGACUUCUGUGGCCACAGUCUGGAGGGACACCCAAACAAAGUAAAGAGAAGCUUCUAUUCUGCCUUGUGGGAUAUAGUUGGAUUCUUGACAUGGGACACUGGUGUAGGACCAAGCAUGUGGAACACAUGAGGUGCCCUGCAGUGAAACAAGCUUUCUCCUGGGCCCCUGAUCCUGUGUUUCCUGAUCCUUUCUUUUGUGCUAUGAAUGACUACAAAUCAUAGAGUGAAGUUCUGUUAAUUUGGAAUUCACAGAAUAUUCUGAGUUGGAAGGGACUCACAGGGGUUACUGAGUCCAGCUCCUAAGUGAAUGACUUGUACUGGGAUGGAACCUUGGCAUUACUAGGACCAAUCUGUGGGCUUCUGAGAAAUGUUGUUUUGGUUAGCUUCAGGUAUCUUGCAUGUAUUCAAACAUUACUGUGAUAUAACUAUUAUAAUUAAUAAUAAACAGUAGUGUGUUUAGGAAAAAUACUAGUUACUGCAUGAGAAAUGAUCUUUUUAAAAUCUUUUCAACACAAUUGAAGUGGUAGUGCAUAGUACCUGUCAGAGCUGCACUGGUUUUAAACAAGACAUAUAUAGGAGCAUAUAUUUUGAUUGUAAUUCUCUUUUUAGUAUUACAAAGAAAGCAACUUAGUCUAGAAAAAGAACUAAUUCUGGUGUUAACACCAUGAGAAUGUGCAUUGAUUUACAUUUUAAUAUACAAGUGAGAGUAAAUCAAAAAAGUUGCUGAAUGAAAAUAAAUGAAUGCUUAAUCUUCAAUUACAGACAUCAGUAAAACAGUGUACUUAGAAAAAUAAAUGCUUAUGUGGUUAUAAACCUCUUGAUCAUGCUGAUAUAUCAACCAUGUGCUUCAGCCUUUAUAAGGUGUGCUCUUGUUUGUAGCUGUGCCAGCCACACCCAGGCAGAGCCACCACCAUGGAUUUUGUGCCAUCUGCUCCAUGUGCCUGUGACCACUUCUGGAGCUGGAUGGUGAUGGUUUGAAUUCAAUAAAUACAGUAAACCCUG
Molecule: messenger RNA, 5050 nt
Organism: Hirundo rustica (Barn swallow)
Lineage: Eukaryota; Metazoa; Chordata; Aves; Passeriformes; Hirundinidae
Gene: TRIM25
Product: tripartite motif containing 25
Exons: 9
Coding region: 64-1968 (634 amino acids)
Molecular function (GO): zinc ion binding; protein binding
Source: RefSeq, a predicted model, not a curated record